Molecule: messenger RNA, 954 nt
Organism: Penicillium maclennaniae
Lineage: Eukaryota; Fungi; Ascomycota; Eurotiomycetes; Eurotiales; Aspergillaceae
Product: signal recognition particle receptor subunit beta
Exons: 2
Coding region: 1-954 (317 amino acids)
Source: RefSeq, a predicted model, not a curated record
AUGUCGACUCAAGCCGGAUGGGAUUCCGUGACGGGGAUCGCCACCAAGCUGCUUAAUGGUAGCCCCUUGGCCAUUUUUAUUGCGGUCAUUAUCACCUUUGGUAUUCCGGUGCUCCUGCACGUCGUCUUUUACCGCGCUGCAGCGUCGCCGUCAUCAUGCAACUUCCUUCUCCUAGGCCCAAGCGGAGCCGGCAAAACAGCUUUUACAGCUCUGCUGGAAAGCAAGUCCUCGCUGGCGUCAAAGAAGGCCCAUCUUACGCACACUUCUCAGGCAUCGACGCUGGUCUCCGUCACUUUGCCGCCUACUGUCCCCACCGCAUCGAACCGGUAUCGCUCUGUGAACGACCCUUCGUUGAAAGAGGCCGCGCGGAAUCCGAUUAGGUACUGCCUGAAGGAUACUCCCGGCCACGGCAAGCUACGCAACUCUCAGGGCAUCGCGGAGCUUCAAUCCAUGUCCUCGUCCAAGGAUGUGAAAUCCAAGAUCCGGGGAUUGCUGUUCAUGGUUGAUACUGCAGCUUUGGUGGAUGAAGCCAACCUCCGGGACGCCGCGACGUACCUCCAUGACGUUUUGUUGGUUCUUCAGAAGCGGUCAAUGGGCAAGGGCAAGUCUUCUACCAAGCGAGAGGCCGAGAUCCCCGUCCUUGUUGCUGCAAACAAGCAGGAUCUGUUCACAUCUCUGCCUCCUGGCUCCGUGCGGGAGAAGCUUGAAGCCGAAAUUGAUCGAAUUCGCAAGUCCAAGACCAAGGGUCUGAUGGAUGCUAGCAUGGACACCGGACUGGAGACUGAAGAAGAUGUGCUGGGGGAUGACGAUGUCCAGGGUAUCUUCACCUUCAAGUUGCUUGAACAAGUGGGAAUUAAGGUUGAUGUCGUGGGUGGUGCCGUCAAUGGCGAUCCGCAGGAGGAAUACGGAUCCGGCGUGCGUCGCUGGGAGGAAUGGAUUGGUAUGUGUUUGUGA